GAGUCUGCAAGAGAAGCUUCUGGGAGGAGAGAAAAAGGCUAGGAGGAGAGAAGCAGGGCGCUGAGUUGAGCAUGCAAUCUGUCCAUCUUACAGACAACAGAAGGAUUGAAAGACACUGAAGAAAGGAUGAAUCUGAUAAGGAGAGAGCUCUUGUGUGCACUGCUGCUCUGUGGAGCGGUCCUCACCUUGUCUAGCCAGGAAAUCCACUCCCGAUCCAGAAGAGGUGCUAGAUCCUUCAGAGGGACCUGCAGAGAUGAGAAAACACAGAUGAUUUACGAGCAGCGUGAGUCAUGGCUCCGUCCCAUGCUCAGGGGCAACCGGGUGGAAUAUUGCUGGUGCAACAGUGGCAGGUCACAGUGCCACUCAGUGCCUGUGAAAGGCUGCACCCAGCCAAGGUGUCUCAACGCGGGAACGUGCUGGCAGGCUCUGUAUUCCUCAGACUUUGUGUGCCAGUGCCCCGAAGGCUUUGUUGGGAAGCGCUGUGAAAUAGAUACCAGAGCCACAUGCUACAAGGGCCAGGGCAUCAACUACAGGGGCACAUGGAGUACAGCAGAAAGUGGGACCGAGUGCAUCAACUGGAACAGCAGUGCACUGGCACUGAAGCCCUAUAGUGGGCGGAGGCCCGGAGCCAUCAAGCUUGGCCUUGGGAAUCACAACUACUGCAGAAACCCAGACCGAGACUCAAAACCCUGGUGUUAUGUCUUUAAGGCGGGGAAGUAUAUUGCAGAGUUCUGCAGCACACCAGCCUGUUCCAGGGAAGUAAGUGAGCACUGUUACACUGGAAAAGGGUUAACCUACCGUGGCACCCACAGCCAUACCACGUCUGGGGCCUCUUGCCUCCCAUGGAAUUCCAUGAUCUUGAUAGGCAGGAGUUACACAGCAUGGAAGAGCAACUCACAGGCCCUGGAUCUGGGCAAACAUAACUACUGCCGGAAUCCAGAUGGAGAUGUGAAGCCCUGGUGCUAUGUGCUGAAGGAUCGGAAGCUGACAUGGGAAUACUGCGACCUGCCCCAGUGCUCCACCUGUGGCCUGAGACAGUACAAGCAGCCUCAGUUCCGCAUUGCAGGAGGGCUUUUCACUGACAUUUCCUCACACCCAUGGCAGGCUGCUAUCUUUGUCAAGAACAAGAGGUCCCCAGGAGAGCGGUUCCUGUGUGGGGGUGUGCUGAUCAACUCCUGCUGGGUCCUGUCUGCUGCCCACUGCUUUCUGGAGAGCUUUCCUUAUGAGCACCUUACAGUGGUCUUGGGCAGAACAUAUCGGCUGGUGCCUGGAGAGGAAGAGCAGAACUUUGAAGUAGAAAAAUACAUUGUCCAUAAAAAGUUUGAUGAUGACACUUAUGACAAUGACAUUGCGCUACUGCAGCUGAAGGCCAAUUCUGGGCAGUGUGCCCAGGAGAGCAGCUCCGUCCGCCCCAUCUGUCUCCCGGACCCCAACCUACAGCUGCCCGACUGGACAGAAUGUGAGCUGUCUGGCUAUGGCAAGCACGAGGAGUCUUCUCCUUUCUACUCUGAGCGUCUGAAGGAAGCCCAUGUCAGACUGUACCCAUCCAGCCGCUGUACAUCACAGCAUUUGUUCAAUAGAACUGUCACAGGAAACAUGUUGUGUGCGGGUGACACUCGAAGUGGAGGAAAUCAGGCAGUGCUGCACGAUGCCUGCCAGGGUGAUUCAGGAGGCCCCCUGGUAUGUGAGAAGGAUAAGCGCAUGACCUUGGUCGGCAUCAUCAGCUGGGGCCUUGGCUGUGGGCAGAAGGACAUCCCAGGGAUAUACACCAAGGUCACUCAUUACCUUGACUGGAUUCAAGACAAUAUUGAGCCAUGACAUAGAAAACCUAGUUUCUUGGAACCCAAGGAGAUCUUGCCAUCCCCCUCUUCAGGAGACCCUGUGCAAGGAUCAAGUGCUUCUUCUCCAAGCCAGUUUUCCCAGAAAUCACCACACAGUAGCAGGAGAGGAGCCGUAAGAAAGGACAGAGUAUAUAUCUUUCAUAGGUACUUUACAUUUUGGAAGCUUUCAGAAUAUAUUCUGUUAGAUGAGAAGACAUCAAUAAAUGCCCACCCCUCUCAGAAUCCCAUUGUAUACAGCAGAAUGUAACUAAGGCUUACUCUUUUAUUUGGUUGUAAAAAGCUUUGGAAAUUGGAUCCCAAAAAUUAAAACACUCUCAAUGGUAAAAAUACUAGAUAGUUCUGGAAGGAAAGGCUGUAAUAAAAUGUAUGUUUAUAGUCACAAGAGAGAUGGACAGAGCUCCAAAUAAGAGAUGAACUGGCUGGCCAGUUCAUGUUCCCAAACCAAGCAUCCUUGAUCAAAUAUUCUUCCAGCUUUCCACUCUACCACUCAGGUGGUAAUCUUUGGGUGUACAGUGUAAAUCUUUUUUCUUCAUAAACUUUAUAGUUGAGUAGGAGUAUUUUAAAUUGAUAAAAUAGACUCUAUAUAGGUCCAUUUUAUUUUUUACUUUCUGCUACCACAAUGUUGUAUUAUACUGUAUUUAAAUAAAUUCAGAUGUAUUUUUCACAUUUUUCUCAAA
Dipodomys spectabilis (banner-tailed kangaroo rat) is the source of this 2518-nucleotide messenger RNA. It is a transcript of the gene Plat, whose product is annotated as plasminogen activator, tissue type. Gene Ontology annotation, biological process: plasminogen activation; smooth muscle cell migration. The transcript is spliced from 15 exons. Bases 127 to 1818 code for a protein of 563 amino acids. The record is from RefSeq and is a predicted model, not a curated record. Gene Ontology annotation, cellular component: extracellular region. Lineage: Eukaryota; Metazoa; Chordata; Mammalia; Rodentia; Heteromyidae. Gene Ontology annotation, molecular function: serine-type endopeptidase activity.